Molecule: messenger RNA, 249 nt
Organism: Chaetomium globosum CBS 148.51
Lineage: Eukaryota; Fungi; Ascomycota; Sordariomycetes; Sordariales; Chaetomiaceae
Exons: 3
Coding region: 1-249 (82 amino acids)
Source: RefSeq, a predicted model, not a curated record
AUGGCUGCCACCACUUUCUUCACCACCGACUCCCUCGUCAACUUCGGCCGUUCCGGGUACAACAAGGGCAACUCCGACGACGAUGAGGAGAACAAGCUCGUCAACUACGGCCGCUCCGGCUACAACAAACCCCGUCCCGAUUCCGAGCUACUGGUAGCUCGAACGGGGCGGGAAGCGCCACCGCUUCUUUCGCAUUUCCUUUCCGGCGCACUGGACCUUCAUCGGGACGCAUUUCGGAGCAUAGAAUAG